Lactuca sativa (garden lettuce) is the source of this 432-nucleotide messenger RNA. The record is from RefSeq and is a predicted model, not a curated record. Lineage: Eukaryota; Viridiplantae; Streptophyta; Magnoliopsida; Asterales; Asteraceae.
AUGAAGAUAAGAGAAAAUUAUGAGAAAGAAGAACUGGCAGAUUUUAGAACAAGAGAAUUCAAUGAGGAGUUCAUUGAGAAACAGUUGAAUGAGGAGUUUAAGAAGCUACAAAUGUUAACCGAUAAGGAACUUGAUCAAUUCCCUAAAAAUGUUACAUUAAAUCAUUUGAAAAAUAUUUUGGAAAUUUUUUUUGAUGAUGAUGAUGAAGAUGGUGAAGAAGAAAAUGGAAGUGAUGAUGAUGAUGAUGAUGAUGAUGAAAAUAUUGAAGGCGGUGAAAACGAUGAAGAAAACGAGGAUGAGGGAGGUGAAGGUGAUGAGAAUGUUAUAGGAGAGGAAAGUGAGAAAGAAAAUAAAGAUAAUGGAAGUGAAGGAGGUUAUAACGUUACACGAGGAGUGGAAAAUGAAGCAGAAAAGAUUUACAAACAAAGAUAA